This is a messenger RNA of Actinia tenebrosa (Australian red waratah sea anemone), 868 nucleotides long. RefSeq lists its product as uncharacterized. NCBI's taxonomy places the organism in Eukaryota, Metazoa, Cnidaria, Anthozoa, Actiniaria, Actiniidae. The record is from RefSeq and is a predicted model, not a curated record.
AGCAACAAAAAGAAAUCCAGAUGUUGGAAAAGGAAAAGCGCCAGCAACUUUUACGUGAUGCUGGGAUAAAGCUUGAGGUUGGGGCUGACGAUGGUCUUGCCAUGAAGAGUGACUUAGGAAUACCCUGGAACAAAUUAAGAAGUAUAAGAAGGGGGCUUUCCUCAUGGGGGGUUCAAAUGGCAAGUGAGAAAAAACAAAGGGAAGUUGCAGAUAAACAGAAACUAGGAGAGAUUCUAUCAGAAGACAUGCCCUUUGAGUUCAAAAAAAAUGGAAGUGGCAGGGAAAUUCGAAUGGCACCAUGUGCAAGGAUUCAGAAUCUGGAGGAAAUGGUUUUUAAUCAUUUAGAAGUGCACAAAAGUUCUGGAAAUCUAGUUUGGCAUGAAGGACUUAUCCCAAGCAAUGAAAUCUGGAUUAAGAUAGGAGGGGAUAAAGGGGGAGGAAGUUUUAAGAUGGUCUUUGCUAUUGGAAACCUACAGAACCCCAACUCAACAAGAAACACAAUAACAUUUUCGAUGUUUGAAGCAGGAGAUACACCUUACAACUUAGCUCUAGGUCUUCAAGGCUAUGACAGCGUGAUCGAAAAUCUAAAUGGACAGAAAUGGGGGGAUUGGACAAUGCGAGUAUUCUUAUUUGGAGAUUAUGCUUUCCUCUGUGCCAUAUAUGGCAUUUCAGGAGCAAGUGGAAAGCACUUUUGUCUCUGGUGUUUGAUAACUCAGGAUGAGGUCUCCAUUCCUUUAAGUGAGAGGGGUCUUAAAAGUUCAAGAACCUUACAAGGGAUUAUUGAUGAUAACAGUAAAUUUUAAGAAGGAGGGUCUAACCUUAAGAAGGCAAAGCAGUACAACAAUGUUAUAAGACAGCCUAUGUUUAA